This is a messenger RNA of Cercopithifilaria johnstoni, 774 nucleotides long. The record is from the annotation of a GenBank genome assembly. NCBI's taxonomy places the organism in Eukaryota, Metazoa, Nematoda, Chromadorea, Rhabditida, Onchocercidae.
AUGUCAUUUGUUAGUGAUGCGAAGCGUCUCUUUGGUACGACAGACCUAUAUGAAAUUUUGCGCUUGAAAGAAUCGAAAGCAAAACUGAAAGAUUACACCCAAGCAGACAUUAAAAAAGCGUUCUUCAAACUGUCGUUGCAAUUCCAUCCUGAUCGUUGCGAUGAUGAAGCAAAAAAGAUGGAAACAACAGCGAAAUUUCAGAUUUUGAAUCGUGCAUAUGCUAUUCUUAGUGAUAAGCAAAAGAGAGCUAUUUAUGAUGAAACGGGAAUUGUGGAUAAUGCUGAAAUUUGCUCUGAUGAUGUGGACUGGCUUGCUAAAUGGAGACUGAUAUUUAGGAAGAUAACAAAGGAGGAUAUCGACAACUUCAUACGAAAAUUCAGAGACUCUGGAGAAGAACGUGAUGCAGUUAAAGAGGCUUAUAUAAAGUACAAAGGAGAUAUGGGGAAAAUCCUAAAUGAUAUUAUUGGUGUUACAUACGAAGAUGAAGAGCGUUUGCAUAGGAUAAUAAGCGAUAUGAUUGAAUCCGGAGAGUUGAAGGCAACUCGAUAUUUUGUUUCUGAACCGGAAAAAAGAAAAGCUAAACGUCGUAAAGCAGCAGAGCGUGAAGCAGAGGAAGCGGAGAAGAUGUUAAAAGAGGUUCAAAAGAAUGAAGGCACUAAGGAUCUGGCCACUCUCAUUCAAAAUCGACAGCAAAAGAAUCUUUCAUCAUUUAACCAACUUUGUGAUUCUUUGGCCAUAAAAUAUGCAAAAAAACCGAGGAAGACAAAGAAGUGA